Messenger RNA from Bufo bufo (common toad), 2029 nucleotides. Its product is annotated as NXPE family member 3-like. The coding region runs from base 271 to 1851 and encodes 526 amino acids. NCBI's taxonomy places the organism in Eukaryota, Metazoa, Chordata, Amphibia, Anura, Bufonidae. The record is from RefSeq and is a predicted model, not a curated record. The transcript has 7 exons.
AGUGUGUUGUCUAUAUGAGAUUGUAAAUAAAGGACUAUGGCAUAUUCCUACCAUAUCAAUGUUGGUCUACUCAGAAGCUGACAGCGCUGUGCAAGAUGUCAUUCCUUUUGUGAUUCUGUUUAUGCUGACUCUACGAGUCUUCCAAUCCAGGAAUGGCUGGUCCGGGGCACCAGGCUUGCAGUCACUUCAUCCUUUAUCCCUUGUGUUGGUUACAUGCACAUAUUUCUUCAUUCUAAGUUCCCCACGCGAGGCUCGACAUAGACAUCGGGGAUGAUGAAGAAGUUGCAGCUCGUUCUCGUCGCUCUGUGCACAAUCUCUGCCACCACAUUUAUCUACAGAUUAAUAUGGAAACAGUUGUCACCAGCAGAUGACAUUCACCCUGUGAGCUCAACAUCUACAAAAACAUUAAGAAAGACGACACACCUGGAUGAAGAGCUUCAUACUCUUUUGAAGUUGACUGAAUGGCCACUGCCCCCAGCCAACACAAGUUUGGAGUUUUCCACCCGCCCAAAAGCUUCAAUAUUUUUUUUGGUCCAUCCCCGCUCUACCUAUGUUGUGGGAGAGAAUUUGGAGGUUCUCAUAAUCUCUAAAAACCAUAAAGGUCAAACCAAGAGAUACGGUGGAGAUUAUUUCCAUGCUAAGCUUCAUUCCCCAAGCCUGAAAGCUGGUGUGAGUGGAUCUGUUACAGACAACUACAAUGGUACCUACACAGCUUCCUUCAUUCUUCAGUGGCCAGGUGAGACCAUGGUCUCCAUAAAGCUCAUGUAUUCCAGUGAGGCUGUUGCAAUUUUGCAUGAGAAAAGGGCCACACGGCCAGAUAAGGUUUUCUUUAACGGCUAUUUUGUGAAAAAUGGAACUGAAGAAGUGGUGGAGUGUAAUGUUGAGCUUCCUGGGCAAGACGUUUGUGAAUAUUACGAUAGGCUGAAUGAAGAGAAAUGGGUGUGUCAGCGACCAAAAACACUUCCGUGUGAUGCUUAUCGGGACCAUUCAUCAGGGGGAACCCGGAAUGUGUUCAGUAACCAAGAGGAAAAAUUAUUCUCAAGGGCUCUUAUUGAUCAAGAACUUUCAACAAACAUUACGUCUAUUAAUGUCCUUCCUCAAAAAGAUGUCAUGAAAGUUACAAGACCUUGUACAGCAAGACUCAAGAAUCCAAACCCAUCAGGCUUUUAUUACCAAGAUGUCUGGAAUUCUCUCGUCUGUUCCAAUCAACAUUUUAGUGAUUCUAAAGAUGUGGCCAAAUGUCUAUCUGGAAAAACGGUCUACAUGUUCGGAGACUCCACACUCCGAGCCUGGUUUGGAUAUCUAGUGAGGCAUGUUCCAACUCUCAAGCAAAUAGACCUCCAUGCGCCUCACCACCCAGGUCCAUUACUAGCAACAGAUGGAGAACAUAACUAUCUAGUGCACUUCAGAGCUCAUCAGAAGCCUCUGCGUAUGGAACGUACAGGAGUUAAAGAGUUACACUACAUUGCUACAGAGCUGGAUGGACUUGGGGCUCGGAAAGAUAUGGUCAUUGUCUUGACUUUCUCUGCACAUUUUGUCACCUAUCCAAUAGAACUGUACAUUCGACGACUGCAGCACAUUCGAGAAGCUAUAACUCAACUAUUGGAACGUAGCCCUGAUACAAAAAUACUUAUUAAAUCAGCCAAUACUGGAUAUAAUUAUGCGUUGGUCAAUGACUGGUUGUCCUAUCAGUUGGAUACAGUGAUGAGAGCUAUGUUUUCCAAGUUACCAGUGACCAUAUUGGAUGUUUGGCAAAUGACGUCUUGCCACAGAUUACCAGAGAAUCUACAUCCUGGAGGGAUCAUUGUCAAAAACGAAGUGGACCUGAUGUUGUCCUUUAUAUGUCCUUAGUGAUUCUGAGCUUAGAAACAGAAGUGAAGGCUCUACAUGCCAGCCCAUUCUUCAUGAGAAUAUAGUGAUACAUUUAGUUAUAUAUUAACAGAAAUCAGUGAAAGACGUUGACCGAUGAAACCUGUCCAGAAACCUUUUUAUUGCUAUAAUUGCUUUAUUCCAGAAUCAAGGCCAUGCG